Messenger RNA from Podarcis muralis (Common wall lizard), 3927 nucleotides. It is a transcript of the gene EMP2, whose product is annotated as epithelial membrane protein 2. Gene Ontology annotation, cellular component: cytoplasm; plasma membrane. Lineage: Eukaryota; Metazoa; Chordata; Lepidosauria; Squamata; Lacertidae. The record is from RefSeq and is a predicted model, not a curated record. Gene Ontology annotation, biological process: positive regulation of integrin-mediated signaling pathway; cell adhesion; regulation of cell-matrix adhesion. Gene Ontology annotation, molecular function: protein kinase binding.
GCUCGGAUUCUGACAUCACCAAUUGCUCCAGAAGGAGGCGGCGGCCAAGGGCAGCCCUUCAAAACAAGCUGCGCCUUCCGCCGCCUCGGCCAGCCCUGUGAACAAGAACCUAGCCAGCCCUCCGUGGCUAACAACCCCAGCCGCAUUCUCUUCCUCUAGUCUAGAGCAACCCUCCCCUCGCAAAGAUGCUGAUUCUCCUCGCCUUCAUCAUCGUCUUCCACAUCAGCUCGGCUGCCCUUCUGUUCAUCGCCACGAUUGACAGCGCCUGGUGGGUCGGGGAGGACUUCUCCACAGACGUCUGGCAUCGCUGCCUCAAUGGCACUAACUGUACAGCCCUGGACGAGACCUUCCCAGACUACCGGUCUAUCCAGGCAAUUCAGGCGACGAUGAUCCUCUCCACCAUCCUCUGCUGUGUGGCCUUUUUUGUUUUCAUCCUCCAGCUGUUCCGCCUAAAGCAAGGCGAGAGAUUCGUCUUAACAUCCAUCAUCCAGCUGCUAUCCUGUCUGUGCGUGAUGAUUGCCGCGUCCAUUUACACGGACCGCCACGAGGAGUUUCACGUGGGUCCGCAGUACGACUUUUUCCAGGUGUCCAGCGGGCAGUACGGCUACUCCUAUGUCCUGGCGUGGGUCGCCUUCUCUUUCACGUUGCUCAGUGGAAUCAUGUACCUAAUACUAAGGAAGCGUAAAUAAAACUGCAGCGGCUAGUUGGAGGAGGAAGAGAGAGAAAAGGAAACGGUCUGUCCGUUUCGCAGUACUGGGAGUCCAGUAACUAUUUUGUAUAUAGCAGAAGAGCGGUUUUGUAGUAAGGAAAAGUUAUUGUCUGUAUUUUUUGUCCUGCCACGGCCCCCUUCCUCCUCCUUCUCCCUGCUUGGUGUUGAAACAAGGACUAUGGGAGGGGGAAAAUGCAGGUGAACUGGAACAGCUAACCCCCCCUGGCGUGGGUGGGGUACCUUAAAGGCAACCCAUGUCUAUGGUAGUCUCCCAAAAGUCAUUGAUUGUACCUAUUCUUGUUUCCUUUUCUUAUACAGCUUUCAAAACAGGUAAUGUUACUAGGCAUUAAUAAAAAGAGCAUCCCUCCCCCCAGCUGGUUAUGGCUCUGUAGGACAGAUGUGAACAGCUGGCAGAGCACAGCAAACAUUAUUCUGUCGCUAGCAACAUGUGCUCAACUGGACGUCUGGGUUUCUUUUGAGAAAUAGGAAUUGGGGGUGGGGGUUCUAGACUGCCCUUGGCCACAGAAUAAUUCUGUGGAUCUGGGAGAUAAUCCUGCAGCCAGUAGUUCCUCCAGUGAUUGAAUGCCAGCCUAGGAGGUUCUUUCUAAAAAGCAAUGGUUUGGUGUGAUGCUGGCAAGCUCAACGCUAUGGUUCUGGGCUGAUUUCAAGGGUCCAUUUGGUUUGGCGCAGUGCCCGUGUGGUUAAUGGUCAUGGCAGGGGGCGGCAGAACAGGGGUACAGCCUGCUCUAAAUCCAGCUUGGAUACAUCUGCCCAUGCCAUGCUUCAAAAUAAUUCCAGCUGGGAGUGUCUUAAGUUAUUGCUACGGAAGAUAGUGUUCUGCUGCGAUGGGUAUGUAGUGAAGAGCCCUGAAAGGUUCAGAGACCAUUACUUGCCUAAGGCUGAAACAAUUGCUUUGGGACCGAUCCUCUUCCUGCUGAACCAUGUAUCCAGAGCUACCUCAAGCCGCCGCAAAGAUGGUCACUGCCUUGAUCGACAUCCAGAGAGGCACUUUCCCAAGCCCACCACCUCUCAGCUUGUUUCUGCGGCAACAGUCCAACCGUGCCUUCAUCUUUACUAUUUCUCUGCGUUUUGGAAGAAUUUAAAUGGAAAGGCGGUCUUGUCUUUGAGAAGGCACUCAAUCCCUCCACUCAAAAGGGAUCCUAGGUAGCAGGGCUGUGGAAGGGCCUUUUCCUUGCGUGGAUCAUGGCGAGCUGUCAGCAUAGUGGCCGUCAGAAAACAAAUAACAUCGCCAAGUUGUUGGGGGCUGGCAAAAAUCAUUUGGGGGACCAGAUAUGGCCCGUAGGAUUGCCAUCCCUGCUGUAGGCAAUAUUAGGCUUAGGCAAACCAAAAUUCAUGAUUCAGAAGAAAGCACUGGGCACCCAGCUUGACGGCAUUUUAGCAGGAAAAUGUCAGUGCUAAAGCACAGCUUCCCUACUUUGAGGUAAAUACAGCAGGCAGGAAGACUCAAUUUUUAUUUUUACAACCAGGAAAGAGCCACCCAACACUAAUGUAUUAUUCCAGAAGAGUUUGGGAUUCCUGAUUGCCCCAGAUCACGGCUUCAACCAACCAACGAACGAGCCAGUAUUUGGCUAACUAUCUGGCAUAUUUGUUGGAAAAUAUAUCAGGUCUUUCCAAUCUGUCUGACAAAUUUACCCACUAACAAGUCACCUGGUUUUCAAAACCCCAGAGGCUCUUAUUAUUAGCAGGUGCAGAAACCUAGAAUAACCUCAGGCUGCUCUUAAGGGUUCCAUAUUUCACCCAGGAGCCUUGUUCGUAUAGCUACAAAUGUCUGACCUUCUUAACAACAACAAAGAUGGCUUUAUAGGGCAUUAGAAGAUAUUAAUGGAAAAGGACGACCCAUCGAUCACUAAGGCUGCAAAAUCCUUCUCUCUGUUCCUAGGGUAUCAGUCCCGUUAAACUCAACAGGGACUUUCUUCUGAGUAAGCAUGCUUAGGAUUUCUCUGUCUGCAGGGCUGUCAGCUGAUCUGCAUCCUCUUACUUGAACAUCAGCUGCCUUUGGAAUCAUGCUGCCAUCCAGUUUAAAUUAAAUGUGCGUGUAGCUCAUUUGAUCUCUCAAUACGAGGGACCUUUUUGAGAUUUCGGAGAAUGUGCAAGAAUGCAGCUAUUUAACAGACAACCAUUGUGAGGAGUGUGGAAGGGCAUUUUUUAGUGGGAGCGCUUUUUGUGUGUGUUUUCUUUUGCAUCUUUGUAUGGCCACUUCCCCUCUGUAAUCCCCCUUUCAUCUCUGAAAAUGGUGCUCCAGAAAACCUGUCCUUACUAUUGGCAUUUUUAAAAAGGUAUACCCAACUUGAAAUGUUAGCAUAAACUUUGAGGGGGUGGGGGGUGGGAGGGUUUUAGAUCCUGCAUACAAAAACAUUUGGCCAAAUCGAUGAACUGGUGACAACUCAUUUUAAGGAAAUCAGGCCAAGUUAAAAGGCCAAGCUGAUGAUCCCAGCUCCUCCAGGAAUCACUUUUAUGCUCCUUUAUGGAACAUAGAACCAUGCUUUUUGUGUGCCUGAAGUGAUGGUGUAUAGAGAGAAACCUCGUGACUUUUGCAUGGUUGGGAUAGACUGUGCAAAGAGAACCAGAUCUGUUGCUCCACCCACCAUUGGCAUAAAGCCACUGAAAGGUUGCCCACACUCUGUUGCCGUUUCUUCCCCCUCCGCGCGAUCCUAGAUUUAUUGCACCCUAUUCCUGCACCAUCCUCCCAAAUCCCCAGACAUUCCGCAUGCAGCCAUACAUACAUUGUAUACAAGAAUCUGCGCCACCAUUUAUUCUCUGUUCUAAAGAAUGAACUAGUCUGACCAGGUGUGUUUUUUAUAUAGAUAGAAUUUGUAUUUAUGUAAAAAAACAAACAAAAAAAAUGUACCUGUACAUACAUAGAUAACAUUAUGCCAAUUAUAUUUUCUGACCACUUUAAUAGAAAUUUGAAUUGCAAAUCAAUAUAUAACCAGAGAAUACAAAAAACCCCAAUUCUGACAAUGCUAUUAUUGCCUUUGCAACUCGCCUGGGAAUAAUAGGCACUCCUUUGUACGUUAGUACUACCAUUUUUCAAGUUCUGGGGUUGGGGGAGAAAUUGAGAAAUCCAAAAAUGCUUGGCGGAGGACAGUGAUCGUCAAGACUGCUAGCUUAGCUCUACCGACUGUGCCUCUGUUGUUUUGUAUUUUAUAUACCAUCUGUGUACACAGAAAUAAAAGUUACAACCAGUAUUGUGCCGA